GGAGACCACAACUUCCCCUUGGGGUUUUUAAGAGAAGACAAAAGCGGAACAUAUUCUCUAGAAGUCAAAAGUAAGAAAAAAAGGCUUUGUUUCAUUUCAGGCUCGUCCUUGCCCAGUCUGGUUAAGGCAGUCUGUUGAUUUGCAGGUGAAGAUACAUUAAAGUUGACACUCUUGGUCGUAAUGAUGGCGGGCAGUCGGCUGACUCUCUCAGCCUUAGUGCUGUGGAUGCAUUUCUGCAGUGUUGCGGCGCUGACGGAGCCUGAGGUGUGCUACCUUCUGGACGGCAUCCUGUUCUUCUACGGGAUCAUCCUGACCGUGCUCUAUUUCAGAAUCAGGCGUCAACAGAUGAGUCGUUCGAAGGCUCAAACUCCUCCAAUAAAGGGGAAGAAGCCAGCGGAAGAAGGAGUAUACACGGGCCUGGCAUCUCACACUCAGGACACAUAUGAGACGGUCGGCAUGAAGAAGAAUCCAAACAUGUGAGCCAGUCGGUUUCAGCUCCGUCGGUUUGUGAGGCUGACAACCAAUGUAUAAACUAUAUUAUCUAGUCAUUCUAACAACAUUCAUCUAUCAACUGUAUUAUGCAGACAUUCUAACACAAACGUAUAAACUAUAUCAUCCAUCGAGUCAUCUUUGUAUAUUAUCCACAGCCAACUAUAUUAUCCACAGCCAUUCAAGCAACAUUCAUUCAUGAACUAUAUUAUCUAGUCAUUCUAACAACAUGAAUGCAUGAACUAUAUUAUCCAUAGUCAUUCUGUGUAUAAUCUAUAUUAUCCAUAGUCAUUUUAAAAACAUUAAUGUAUGAACUAUAUUAUCCAUAGUCAUACUAGCGACAUUAAUUUAUCAACUUUAUUAUCCAUACUCAUUCGAACAACAUUAAUGUGUUAUAUUAUGCUUGCUUCUUCAUUCUUCUGUGUGGAAAUGUGUCUAGGCGGAAAUAAGAAGCGGUAAAACACCUGAUGCUCUCCUUCGAAUCCUUUGCAAAUAUUUAUGCAAAACAGGGCAGGCAAAGUUGAGACUGUAGUGCCUUUGUUUGUGUACAACAACACAUGUGUUGUCGCAUGCGUUGCGUGUGCGUGCGCCUGGCCACACAUAGACACAUGGAAAUAAUAACAUGUGAGCCGACACAACAGAAGGGAGACAUAGACGGGCUUUCUGCACGAUGUGCGAUACACCAGGGGUCUGUUGAGGAGGUGAUGAUCUGGUGGUCGGGGUGGUGGGAUGUCAACCGACAGAAAGGUGUCUGGGUUCCAUCUUCAACGUUCUUCCAUCUGCCUUUUGAUAUGUUCACACCUUCUCGAGUUCUACAAGAUAAAUGUUACACAGUUGGCGUAAAUGUUUUUAACGCCAGCUGUUUCAAUGUUUUUGCUGUUGGUGAAUAUUUUCCAUGUUAUUUUUUUCUUUCUUUCUUUGGGCUGUGGCCAGAUGAUACUUUUAAAAUUGUCAUACCUUUUGUCUCAAAUCAAAUAUGUAUUGUACAUAGAAUAUGGAAGUGGGCUAACCUGUUUCCUCUAUAUUUCUUCAACUCAUCAUGUAUCAGCAUCACACGUGUUUGUUAUUGCUUUAAAAACUAGUGCAAUAUAUUUCAUGUCGUUGUCAUUAAAGAUAUAAAGGAGAUAUACAUUUGUGUGUUUGUGGGAGCUGUGUCAAUCCUCUGGUGGGGGCGCAAUGGAAACCAGCCUCUCAACCUUCCCCGCAUAGUCUGACCUCACUUCCUGUUUGCGUGCCUGCGUCUGAUGUACACACCAGUGGGUCUAUGUGUGUGUGUUGACACCUGAGGGUGAGAACGGGCUUGCUUCAGGGUUAUUUCUAGAGCAGAUGCCACAGGAAGUCCCAUGUGUUUGGAUGGGCUCCGAAACACUGCUUCUGCAUGUCCAUUUCACCCUCCCAAACUGCUCACUUAUCUAAAUCUAACGUCUAACGUCUAACGCCUUCAAACUCAAUUUGAAUACAAUUUACACUGAAAUGUGAAACUAUCCUUACACUCUGACACUCACUCGUUGAAACCUGAUGACCCACCCAAACUGAACAACCUUUCUUGAACCAAAUAUCAAGCUCUUUCUCAAAGUGAAUAUCUAAAUAGCUGAAAUGAAAUGAGCUAUCUGACCCCCUGAAACCCUUAGUGCUGUGACCACUCCACGUGAUCCUACAUUAAACUGAAAUGUGUUGCCUCA
Molecule: messenger RNA, 2171 nt
Organism: Gadus chalcogrammus (walleye pollock)
Lineage: Eukaryota; Metazoa; Chordata; Actinopteri; Gadiformes; Gadidae
Gene: fcer1g
Product: Fc epsilon receptor IgFc epsilon receptor Ig
Exons: 6
Coding region: 181-480 (99 amino acids)
Biological process (GO): cell surface receptor signaling pathway
Cellular component (GO): Fc-epsilon receptor I complex
Molecular function (GO): IgE receptor activity
Source: RefSeq, a predicted model, not a curated record